UUACAAGAUGAUGGCCGCUCCGACGAAGAUGAUGAUCUAUUCAUUGUUGUCUUCUAUCAUUAUGUUCAGAGUAACGGUCGCCUUGCCUUACGUAUGCUUUUGUAAGGGAUCGACCGGGGAGAAUACUCACUUGCACGAACACAGCCACCAGGGUUGAAUACGUCAUUUCCUUACAAUCUUAUUAUUCCCACUUUCCACAGAAGCCUGAAAGCUUAAGCUCACUCUUCCACCUACACAACAAACUGACAGCUCAUCUCUCUCUCUGAUUCUCACCAUUCUUUUCGUUUCUUUCCUCUCGCUAUUACUGUUUACUUCCCACAGAGGGAAACACUUUCUCUCUCUCACACACUUACACUUACUUAAUAUUCCAUUGAUACCUGUCUUUUCACAUUCCUCUGAUUCUCUCUCUCUCUUUUCCUUCUUCUGUCGGUAUAUAAUUUAUAUUUUUCGCCGGAAUUCUUUUUCCGGCGAGCUAAUGCAGCGGAUUCUACAAGUGAUUUUUUAUACCGCUGAAUCUUGCGGUCUGUGAUUUCUUUCUCUCUCUCUCUCUCUCUCUCUCUCUCUCUUCCCCUGUGAAACGGAGGGAAGAUAAAGAAGAUUGGAAAUAAUGUCGAUAUACGACGCCGCGUUUGUGAACACAGAGCUAUCGAAGCCGACCUCAAUCUUUGGCCUUCGCCUCUGGGUGGUUAUUGGAAUCUUGCUUGGAUCUCUCAUAGUCCUGGCUCUCUUCCUUCUCUCCCUCUGCCUAACCUCUCGCCGCAGGAAUCGCCAAAUGUUAAAGCAUGCUGAUACUACCCCUCCCAUUUCCAAGGAAAUACAGGAAAUCGUGCAUUUUCCGGCACAGGAUCACCACCACCCCGUUCAAGUUCCAGAGAUUCAAGUAGAGAUCGGUAAGAUCGAGCAUCGUGUGGUGUUCUCAGACCGAGCCUCGAGUGGGGAGAGUAGAGGGACUGCAAGUGGCUGUGAGACGGCGUCGUUUGGCAGCGGGAGUGUGGGUCCUGAGGUCUCGCAUCUAGGGUGGGGCCGCUGGUAUACUUUGAGGGAGCUGGAAGCUGCAACGAAUGGGCUUUGUGAAGAGAAUGUUAUUGGCGAAGGUGGAUACGGGAUUGUGUACCGUGGGGUUCUGGGUGAUGGUACUAAAGUUGCUGUCAAGAACUUGUUGAAUAACAGGGGUCAAGCUGAGAAGGAAUUCAAAGUGGAGGUGGAAGUAAUUGGACGAGUAAGGCACAAGAAUCUUGUUAGGUUGCUUGGAUACUGUGUUGAGGGUGCAUAUAGGAUGCUCGUGUACGAGUAUGUUGACAAUGGUAAUCUGGACCAAUGGCUCCACGGUGAUGUCGGAGAAGUCAGUCCCCUAACAUGGGAUAUUCGUAUGAACAUUAUAUUGGGAACAGCAAAGGGACUGGCCUACCUUCACGAGGGUCUUGAACCAAAGGUCGUCCACCGCGACGUAAAAUCCAGCAAUAUACUACUUGAUCGCCAGUGGAAUGCUAAGGUUUCUGAUUUUGGACUUGCUAAGCUCAUAUGCUCUGAGAGGAGUUAUGUAACAACACGAGUGAUGGGAACAUUCGGUUAUGUUGCACCAGAAUAUGCUUGCACCGGAAUGCUGAAUGAGAAGAGUGAUGUAUAUAGCUUUGGCAUACUUAUAAUGGAGUUAAUUUCUGGGAGAAGCCCAGUUGAUUAUAGUCGACCACAAGGAGAGGUGAAUUUGGUGGAUUGGUUAAAAGCCAUGGUCGGAAACCGAAAAUCUGAAGAAGUAGUUGAUCCUAAGUUGCCUGAGAUGCCUGCUUCCAAAGCUCUAAAACGUGUUCUCCUGGUUGCUCUUAGAUGUGUUGAUCCUGAUGCAACAAAGAGGCCCAAAAUGGGGCAUGUGAUCCACAUGCUUGAGGCAGAUGACUUAUUAUUUAGUGAUGAACGCCGAAUUGGGAGAGAAUCUUCCCAUUCACACCGUUGUGAGCAAGAGAAUCAUGCUGUUGCAAAAUUAGGUGAUAAACGAUUGGGCUAAGGCACUUCAGACGUUAAUGAAGGUGAUAGCAAUAGGAAUCUUUCUGAACAAAAUAGAUGGAGAUAACUUCACUGGAGGAUUAGGUGAUUAACUUAUUUAAAUCUCUCCAAGAUAUUGAACUUCCCUUUUUCCUUUCCCCCUAUUUCUUUUUUUUUUUUCCUUUUCUUUUUAUAUUUUUUCUCUUGUGGCUAUUCUUCUGUGUUUGUUGUACCUUCAAUUUGAAGAAAACAAUAAUCCUGCAUAUGUUCUGUGCUUAGCUUUUAUAUCUUUUGAGGUGUAUCUUACUUCAAUUGGAUAUAAUUGUAUACUUAAAAGAAUUCAUUCAUUGUUCUUAUAGAAACCAUAAUUAUUACAUUGUUUUUUCAGUUUGUAAGACAAAAACUGUUCUGGACUA
Messenger RNA from Hevea brasiliensis (rubber tree), 2396 nucleotides. RefSeq names its product probable serine/threonine-protein kinase At1g01540. Bases 608 to 2002 code for a protein of 464 amino acids. Gene Ontology annotation, biological process: protein phosphorylation. The record is from RefSeq and is a predicted model, not a curated record. Gene Ontology annotation, molecular function: protein kinase activity; ATP binding. The transcript has 7 exons. NCBI's taxonomy places the organism in Eukaryota, Viridiplantae, Streptophyta, Magnoliopsida, Malpighiales, Euphorbiaceae.